Molecule: messenger RNA, 1301 nt
Organism: Myxocyprinus asiaticus (Chinese sucker)
Lineage: Eukaryota; Metazoa; Chordata; Actinopteri; Cypriniformes; Catostomidae
Exons: 1
Coding region: 192-1262 (356 amino acids)
Source: RefSeq, a predicted model, not a curated record
UUGAGAGCAAGACAGACGGAGCGAUACAGAGGAAGAUGGUUGGAAAAAUAGAAUAUGUGAGGGUCAGAGAGACGAUGAAUGUGCUAAAACAUGCCUGUAGAUCCUUCAGAAGCAACAUCAAUGCUUUGCCAUGUAAUUGAAGCACGUCUGUUUGCCCGUAGCAUCAGGGUUUUAGCUCGUGUUCCGUGAAAAUGCGAGAGCCAUGUCGUGUAUGCGGCAUUUGUGUGCAGGGUGGUCAGUGUCGCUGGUUGUUCAGUGCGUGCGGGCGUCUGAGGUUGGCAGUGGUCCUUUCACAUGUGUUGGAGGCGGAGUUGCAAAGGGACGGCCGCAGCGAGUUCAUUUGCGGGAAAUGCGUGUUCUUGCUCGAGCGUGUUGUGCAAUGCGACGUCGCCAUCGGACAGCUGCAGGAAACACAUGCUGUUCAGCUGCAACGGCUGCAAAAUGAGAGAAAUGGAUUGAAAAUGCACAUUGUAAACAAAUACAGACAAAAUUACCCACCAAAACCUGAUGGAAACGCAUCACGGAGAACUCCCAGACAGGAAGUCAAGAUUGGAACAAAUCCGCUGCAAUUCAUCCGACGACCAAAAGUGUCUUCAGUCCCACCAAAGCUGCGCCAAGCUCAAAUUGAUGAAGUGCAGAACACAGCUGGAAGAAGUCAGAUGGUUGUUGCUGGCAAUAAGGGUGGCAGUGGACGACAGGAGAAGUUCAAAGGUCAGUUGAGGAGAUGUGUUAGUUUGGAACCUCUUAGUAAAGUAGGAACCGAUCGCUUCCACCAUCUGAAUUUGAAUUCAUCUCCGCAUCAGAGCAAAGACGCUGGCUUUAGAACCAUUGGAUUGUCGGGAACUCAAUGUUUUAGUCGAGAAUACUUGGACAUUGUGCACAAGAAGAGUGCUCUGAUAUCCCGUUCAACUUCCCUCCAAUCAGUGGCCCUGGAGCAGUCUGACCACACCCACAUCUGUGCAUCACCCCUCAGACGGACACACCCACUAAAAGGCUCCGCCCCCAGCAUGGUAGAAACAACCUCGCUGGUUUUUGAUAUACUUCAACUUUUAAGGAGUGUGCAAGGAGUGCGUCCAGUCCCGCGAUGCAACGGUAGCAAGAUUCCAAUACCGAUGCAUCCACAUUUUACACAUGGAAAUGCCUGUGGUGGUGUGUCUUGGAAAUCAAAAGUGGAGAAAAGUCUGAGAGAGAUGGAGGAGGAUUUUAAUGAUGAGUACACACCUCUCAAACAGGAGGUACACUUGCUCGUACACUUGCUGUGAGGUUUGGACGAUUCUCGAUAAUGGCUGUGUUUCAAAACU